Armigeres subalbatus is the source of this 1453-nucleotide messenger RNA. Its product is annotated as loricrin. NCBI's taxonomy places the organism in Eukaryota, Metazoa, Arthropoda, Insecta, Diptera, Culicidae. The record is from RefSeq and is a predicted model, not a curated record. Bases 105 to 740 code for a protein of 211 amino acids. The transcript has 2 exons.
CUUUGGUUGGUAUAAAGACCGCAAUUUGGCCAACGGAAGGCACACUCGGUCACAUCACUCGUCUCAGUAAACAUCUAAAUUCUCUACCCUGUAUUUUAAGUAUAAUGAACACCUUUGCCGUGUUUUUGGCCUUUGCAUUGGCUGCGGUUGCCGUGGCAGAACCACCAUCCGGUUAUAACUACAACCGACCUUCUUCGGGAGGCUACUCGCAAGGAGGUGGCGGCGGUGGCUACUCGAGUGGCGGUGGCUACUCAAGUGGCGGCGGUGGCUACUCAAGCGGCGGUGGCUACGCUAGCGGUGGAUCUUCUGGCUACGUGAGCAGCUUCAGCAGUGCCGGAAGCUUCUCCAGCGGUGGCGGUAGCCUCCAAAAUGUUCCAGUCGGUGGCCAAACCUCGGAGGGUCUGAACGUUGACCAACAACUGCUCAACGAAAUUCGUCAGAUCCUGCUCCGUGAGGAAAGCCAGAGCUCGUCCUCGGGUGGAUUUGGAGGAAGUGCUCCAAGCGGAUCUUAUGGUCCUCCAAGCGGGUCGUAUGGCCCACCAAGUGGAUCCUACGGAGCCCCACACGGUGGAUCUUCUCGUGUCGUUGGAAUUGAUCUAGAAGGAGUGAGGCAAGCCAUCCAGGUUGCCCAAUACCUGCAAACUGCUUCCUCCUCUGUGCCUUCCGGUUCAUAUGGAGCUCCAUCUGGCUCGUAUGGCGCCCCAUCACGGCCAUCCAGCACCUACGGUGCUCCAUUCUAAGGACUGCAACCAAAAAUUCAGAAAAGUCUUCAAGCCCCUAACAGAGCUACUGAAGAACCAAACCUUCAGACCGUCUGCAAAGAGCCCAUAAUUGGAUAACAGAACCGGCCAACGUACCAAGGAUCAUGCGAAUAAAUCCAACGAACGUAGCGAACAAAAUUGUCAGAAACAAGACUUAGAACAUGCCACCACCAUUACAAAGAACAAAAACACGCACAUUCAACAUACUAUCAUCUAUACUUUCAAACGGGUCUGAGCGAGCGGAGUAUUCCGAUGAGUGCCCUUCCCCCUGGAAACUGUCUCUCUGUUUGGGACCAACCCAUCCAAUCAACAUCAACGGUUGGGAGUCGGGCAAUCGUUGGAUAACUCCGGCAAAAAGCAACAGCCGAUGUUGUAGCCGAUGUCAAAGUGGAGUGAGGAAAGAACAUCCAUUCAGUAACAGUAACGAACCCCGGAACAACAUCUUACCGGUUCUCAGCAACACGUAACGCACUGGCUAUAGCACCGUUUGUUACACGACGAGAGAGACAUCACGAGAACAACUUUUGUUAUUCAUUUGUUUUUGUACAUACUUGAAAAAAAUGUUUUUAUCUCUCUUUUAUCUAGUUACUUGUUAUAGUUGUUUUUGUACCGAGAAAGUGAAAACGUAACCGAGAAAACAAAAAAAUCAAAAAAAUAAUAAAAAAAAUCGAAAAAUUUGUCACCGUUAAAAA